This is a messenger RNA of Castor canadensis (American beaver), 3571 nucleotides long. RefSeq names its product centrosomal protein 131 (gene Cep131). Gene Ontology annotation, biological process: intraciliary transport involved in cilium assembly; regulation of centrosome duplication; cilium assembly. The record is from RefSeq and is a predicted model, not a curated record. Gene Ontology annotation, cellular component: centriolar satellite. Lineage: Eukaryota; Metazoa; Chordata; Mammalia; Rodentia; Castoridae.
UGCUAGCCGCGGCGGCUCACCUCGUUGGCCCCUGCUUCAUUGUCACCCGCGUCUGAGGCAACGCUGGGUGCUGCGAUUCGCCAGGUCUUCGGCCCGGCUGCUUUCUGUUCCGCUGCCCACCCGGCUGAGUCCACGGGCCCCGCGCCCCAGGCCCGGCCCGUGCAGGGCCCAUCUCGUCUACCAUGAAGGGCUCAAGGGCUAUCAGUGAGGCUACUGAGGGCACCCCAGAAGGCAUGGACCUGAGUCUGAUUGGUCUCCCUCCACCAAUGUCUCAGCAUCCCAGCAGUGCCUCUGCCACCAAGCCCAUCGUCAGGUCUGUCUCCAUAGCCACGGGCAGUGAGCCAAGGAGAAAGACACUGGAGGCCACAGGACCUGGGGGCUCCCGGGCCAUCAACAACCUUCGAAGAUCUAACAGCACCACACAAGUCAACCAGCCAUGGACCAGCUCCCCCAGGCCAGCAGAACCCACUGACUUCCUCACACUCUUUGAGGGCAGCACCAGUGAGAGAAGGAGGGUGGCCAGUCUGAGCAAGGCACCCAGUGAGAAAGGAGCCACAUGGAACAUCCUGGAUGACCAGCCCAGGGGCUUUGCCUUGCCGGCCAGUGUCCCAAGUUCCAGUGCCCUCGGUUCCCCUGCAGGCCCAAGGAGGAAGGAGAGCACCCUGGCACCCAGCUUCACUGCCAAUAACAGGAGCAACAAGGGAGCCGUGGGCAACUGCGUUACCACUAUGGUACAUAACCGCUACACCCCCUCAGAGAAGUCACCCCCGCUGAAGAGCUCCAACCAGACAGUACCCUCCCUCAACAACAUCAUCAAGGCAGCUGCCAGUGAGGGCAGCAGCUUCGCAAAGCCCCGGAAGAACUUCUCCAGCAGCAACCAUGAGGCCCGGAUCUCUGCCGGCCUGCUUAGGAGGAAGGAGGUGACUGAGGAGGAGGCCGAGAGGUUUAUCCACCAGGUGAACCAGGCUGCUGUCACCAUCCAACACUGGUACCGUCGACAGGUGCAGCGGCGCCAAGCAGCAGCAGCAAGCCUUGAGCACUUGUUGGCAUCCAAGCAAGAGGAACAGCUGCAACAGCAGCGGCUGAGCAGUGGGAAUCUUCUGGACCUGCACCAACAGAAGGAAGCCACAAGGAAGAAGGCCCGGGAGGAGAAAGCGCGUCAGGCCAGGCGUGCGGCCAUCCAGGAACUGCAACAGAAACGAGCCCAGAAGUCAGGUGAGGCUGAGUGUGGGCUGCCCAAGGAGAGCUCGGAAAACAGGGCACUGGGGCAGCCUCAGCCCAAACAAGAGCCACCCCUGAUGCCAGGCAGCACUGCCUGCCAGGCUGUCAAGGCGAAUAAUGCUGGUACCAGUGUCUACCUGGGAGGCCCCAGAGACUCCUCCCCACCUGCAUCCUUGCCUGACUCAUCCCCAGAUCCCCAGCAAUCUUCAGAGGACAAGCCACAGGAUGUCCACUCCCAGGUUGUAGCCAUUGAGGACACAGGGACAAUGGACCCUGCCAGGAGCAGGGCCAAGUCCAGGGCAACACUGGAUGAGCUGCUGGACACGCUGAGGCUGCUGGAAGAGGAGCCAGAGCCACUGCCCCACCCCAGGGCCUAUCAUAAGGAUAAAUACGCCUGGACUGAUGAGGAUGACAAUGCCAGCUCCCUGACAGCUGACAAUCUGGAGAAAUUUGGAAAACUCAGUGCACCUCCUGGCCCCCCAGAGGAUGGGACGCUGCUCUCAGAGGCCAAGCUGCAGAGCAUCAUGAGCUUCCUGGAUGAGAUGGAGAAGUCAGCACAGGACAGGCCGGCCCCCCACCUGGAGGGCUUGGUGCCAGAGGCAGGACGGGGGCAUCUGGAGCUAGCAUCUGAGGGGAGCAUGUCUGUAAUGCGGCUGAAGCUGGAGGUAGAGGAGAAGAAGCAGGCCCUGGUGCUGCUGCAGAGAGCACUGGCACAGCAGCGUGACCUCACCAUCAGGCGGGUCAAGGAGACUGAGAAGGAGCUGAGUCGGCAGUUGCGGCAGCAGAAGGAGCACUAUGAGGCCACCAUCCAUCGACACCUGACUUUCAUCGACCAGCUGAUUGAAGACAAGAAAGUCCUGAGCGAGAAGUAUGAGACAGUGGUGGCUGAGCUGAAGCAGGGAGACCAGCGGUAUCGGGAGCGUGUGGCCCAGAUGCAGGAGCAGCAGGAGCUGGAAAUUAAGAAACUGAAAGAACUAAUGAGCGCCACAGAGAAAGUGCGCCGGGAGAAGUGGAUCAAUGAGAAAACCAAAAAGAUCAAGGAAAUCACUGUCAGAGGCUUGGAGCCUGAGAUCCAGAAGCUCAUCGCCAAGCAUAAGCAGGAAGUGCGGAAGCUCAGGAGCCUGCACGAGGCUGAGCUGCUGCAGCGCGAUGAGCAGGCCGCACAGCGCUACCUGCGCCAGGCAGAGGAGCUGCGGGAACACCUGGAGCGGGAGAAGGAGGAGCUGGGUCAGCAGGAGCGUGCCCGUGCCCAGCAGCGGUUCGAGCAGCACCUGGAGCAGGAGCAGCGGGCCUUGGAGCAGCAGCGGCGGCGGUUAUACAGCGAGGUGGCCGAGGAGAAGGAGCGGCUAGGCCAGCAGGCAGCCAGGCAGCGGGCGGAGCUGGAGGAGCUGAGGCAACAGUUGGAAGAGAGCAGUGCGGCACUGACCCGAGCCCUAAGGGCCGAGUUUGAGAGGGGCCGGGAAGAGCAGGAGCAGCGGCACCAGAUGGAGCUGAAGGCCCUGAAGGACCAGCUGGAGGCGGAGAGACAGGCGUGGGUGGCCAGCUGCGCCAAGAAGGAGGAAGCAUGGCUGCUAAACCGGGAACGUGAGCUAAAGGAGGAGAUCCGGAAAGGCCGGGACCAGGAGAUCGAGCUGGUCAUCCACCGGCUGGAGGCUGACAUGACACUGGCCAAGGAGGAGAGCGAGAGGGCAGCUGAGAGCCGUGUCAAGCGCGUACGGGACAAGUAUGAGAUGGAGCUCUCAGAGCUGGAGCAGUCGGAGCGGAAGCUUCAGGAGCGAUGCACAGAGCUGAAAGGGCGCCUGGGGGAUGUUGAGGGGGAGAAGGAGCGUCUUCAGGCCCUAGUGCGGCAGAAGGAGAAGGAGUUGGAAGACGUGCGGGCAGUGAACGUGCAGCUCUCUGGUGAGCGCAGCAACCUGGCCCAGGUGGUCCGCCAAGAGUUUGCUGACCGACUGAUGGCCUCCGAGGAGAAAAACCGGCAGGUCACAGCCGAACUAGCUGAACUGAGGGCCCGCCAGCAGCUGGAGCUGGACGAGGUGCACCGGAGGGUGAAGACAGCCCUGGCGAGGAAGGAGGAGGUGGUGAACAGUCUCCGGAGACAGCAUGAGGCUGCCGUGAAGCGGGCAGACCACCUGGAGGAGCUGCUGGAGCAGCACAGGCAGCUGUCCCUGAGCACCAAGUGACACUGCCCACCAGCUAGAAUAUAAGGCCAGAGGUGGACGCUGGAUCUUGCCGCUGGCACCUAGGCCAUGUCACACCAAGACACAGGAUGAGGGGUAGAGUUGAUGCUGCUGUGAGGGGCACCCCUGCCGGCCCCCCGGCAGAGCCCCAGUGCUCAGGACGCCGUAGUUCA